AGCCGCAUGCAUUGCGCGUGAAUUCCCUGAUACUUGGGUGACCGAAACUAGGUCAAAUGCAGCGGACUCACUCUUUAUGAGGACUGGUGCUCGGGAGUGGUACACGCAGCCGACCCGUCGGUUCGCAUCGACUGGGACAGAGUUAACCCUUUUGAAAAAGCCCUCACCUUUCUAUCCAUAGCUGACGUGGAUAUCGUGCUCCAAUCUGAACCUCUUCUCCUGCUCUGGAGGAGAGCUGGCUUUAUCGUGUAAUUGGCCCGGAAGGCCUGCCUCCAGGCGGCAUUCCUCGUAGUUUCGAGGAGGCUUCUCAGAUAAUAAGGCCUUGAGGCGGCACUCCACAUGGGGGGGUGCUUGUCUCAGCCCAGCGGCGAUGCCAAGUCGUCCCACUACCCGGACAAGAAGCCCUUGGGCCAGGGGUUUCCAGAGUACACAUACGACGAGAUGAUGCUCAUGACUGACCGCCUCAAGAAGCCCAUCGGCCAGGGGGCUUCGGAGUCGUGUACAAGGGCUUCCUGCAUGACACAGCAGCAGCGGCAGCAGCUGCUGCUGCUGCUGCUCCGGCUGGGGCUGCUGGCGAGGGGAGUGAAGCGGAAGGGGAAGGGAAAGGAGGGGCGGAAGGUGCGGCGGCACAGGUUCUGGUGGCUGUGGCGGUGAAAGUUCUGGAUAACGAGGAUGUGGAGCUCAAGGACGACGAGCAGUUCCAUGCGGAGCUGAUGGCAAUGGAGCAGCUGUCGCACCCAACAUCCUGUCGCUCUACGGCUACGUGUCCGGACCCACCCCCGCCCUCAUAUACGAGUUCAUCCCCAACGGCAACGCUGAGGCUUAUCUUAGAAAAGCCCACCCCUGCCCUCAUCUAUUGAGUUCAUC
Messenger RNA from Closterium sp. NIES-67, 867 nucleotides. Lineage: Eukaryota; Viridiplantae; Streptophyta; Zygnematophyceae; Desmidiales; Closteriaceae. The record is from the annotation of a GenBank genome assembly.